UGAGCUUUAUAAACUCAAUGAUAUAUUUAAAAAAAGAAUUGACAUGGUUUGCAAACUGAUAUGUGACAUGUAUUAAUGCCAAAAUAACAUGCAAAACAGGCAUUGCUAAAAAUGUGGGGCUCUGCCCCACCUGCCCUGAAUGACGGGUCGCUAUUGACAAGGACUCAGUUCUCUUAAAUCUUCCAUACAUUGUCAGUCAUACUAAUGUAACUGUGUCUGAGGUUUGCGAAUGACAUUUCCCCUCUGUCUGUGUCUCCCCCCAGACAGCCUACUCAGAGCUAGACACAUUCAUGCUUGAGGUUCUGGGCCCGUAUGCCGUCAACGUGACCACAGCCGUUUCCCUAUGCCAGGGGCGUGGCCACUGCUUGCGCCACAAAUCCAAGAGCUCCGCCUACCUGCACCUGCCGCCCUUCAACUUUCUGAUGACAGAGAGGAAGGUAGAGAUGGUGCAGGUCACGGACCAGCUGGACCCUGGCAACCUGGAGGCCUGGAAGAGGGACUUAAAGUGCCAGUGUUAUGAGUCCCUGGAGGGGCCAGUCACCGAUGAGGUCCUCAAGGACAGGGCUGAGGUCAGGGCACAGAUUGCCCUUCCAGCCAGACUGAAUCCCCCCUUAUUGAGUGAGCUGAACCAGGAAACCAGCCCCACCCUCGCUCUCUUGAACCACAGUGGACCGUCACUCACUGCACCUCUCCUACCUCUACUGCUGGUAUUAACCACAGCUUUAAGCCUUAGGAGUUCAGGCAUAAGUCUGUGUUCAGGCUGACUAACCAGCAGGACUAUCAGGUCAGGCUAAAGACUGUCGCAUUAGUGUAUAAAAAAGGAGCAUGGUACAAAAAAUAUCUAUUUCUAAAAAUGAAAUCUGAAAAUUAUAUUUUUAUUUUGGAAAGUGGAUCCUUUUUUGGGGUCUGUGUUGUCUAAACAAACAAAUACACUUUUUAUUCAUAGGAUGAGGUUAAC
This is a messenger RNA of Oncorhynchus kisutch (coho salmon), 958 nucleotides long. Its product is annotated as hyaluronidase PH-20-like. Gene Ontology annotation, cellular component: cytoplasmic vesicle. Gene Ontology annotation, biological process: hyaluronan catabolic process; carbohydrate metabolic process. The coding region runs from base 291 to 764 and encodes 157 amino acids. The record is from RefSeq and is a predicted model, not a curated record. NCBI's taxonomy places the organism in Eukaryota, Metazoa, Chordata, Actinopteri, Salmoniformes, Salmonidae. The transcript has a single exon. Gene Ontology annotation, molecular function: hyalurononglucosaminidase activity.